UUUAGUUAAUGAAAGUGCAGAAGGGUGUCCCUCUCCUCCUCGACGUACACACUCACACACAUUAAUAGUUUCUUUACCUGAACUAGUCUAGCUGCGUAAGCUCCCCACGGGCCGACAGCGUUUCCUGGUCCGCUUUUGGGGCAGGCGGGGACGUUUGUGGCCCGGGCAGCGAGUCUCCAUGCCUCUUUUGUUCUUGGCGCUGUCAGCCUCUGUCAGCUGUGGCGCUUCCACAACACCGCCAGGUAAACACCCACGAAGAGACACCGCUGACAUGGAGACCAGUUGAAUAAAACACAAUAACUGCGUGGAGCCCAGGCACCAUGGAUCUCCUGCCUCCUGCUCUGCUGGUAGCUCUCCUCCACUGACCUCUCCUCCUCCCCAUCCUUUCCUCUCUCCAUUUAUUCCUCAUUCCUCACAAACCACCAACGUCCAACCACUCGGCUAAACCAUGGCAGGAGAGAAAGGGCCCAACAAGCAAAGUGCCAUGGACAUCAAGCGCCUGGCGAGCCUCAUCCAGAGAGGGACGGGACGCCUGCUGGUGAUCGACAGCAGGACGUUCUCCGAGUACAACGCUUCACACGUGCAAGGUGCGGUCAACGUCUGCUACUCCAAGCUGGUGAAGAGGCGCCUGCAGCAGGACAAGAUAUCCGUCACUGAGCUGCUGCAGCCCAACGGAAAGGUGAAGGUGGAGCUGGGCAGGAAGCAGGAAGUGGUGGUUUAUGACCAGAGCUCCAAAGAAGCAGGGCAUCUGUCCAAAGAUGGCUUUGUGCACAUACUUAUGGGGAAAUUGGAGGGUACCUUUCACAAAGUGUCCCUCCUCACAGGAGGUUUUGCUGCUUUCUCCUCCUGUUUCCCCGGCCUCUGUGAGGGGAAGCCAGCCACCGCUCUACCAAUGAGCUUGUCCCAGCCGUGUUUGCCUGUGGCUAAUGUAGGUCCCACACGCAUCCUGCCACACCUCUACCUGGGUUCACAGAAAGAUGUUCUCAACAAGGAUCUGAUGGCUCAGAAUGGUAUCACCUAUGUGCUAAAUGCCAGCAACACCUGUCCCAAGCCAGAUUUCAUCAGCGAGAGCCAUUUCAUGCGGAUUCCAGUUAAUGACAACUACUGUGAGAAGCUGCUGCCCUGGCUGGACAAAACCAAUGAAUUCAUCGACAAAGCUAAGGUGUCAAACUGCAGAGUGAUUGUUCACUGCCUGGCCGGAAUCUCACGUUCAGCAACCAUCGCCAUCGCAUACAUAAUGAAGACAAUGGGCCUGUCAUCAGAUGACGCCUACAGGUUUGUGAAGGACAGGAGGCCGUCCAUAUCCCCAAACUUUAACUUCCUGGGUCAGUUGCUGGAGUUUGAAAAGGGCCUACGAUUACUACAAGCUUUAACCACCGAAGACACUGAAAACAGCACUAAGCAAAACUCAGAUGUUAACGGGGUCACUGGGUUUGAGAUGAAUGGGCAUCACAGCAACUACGACUCAAAAGUAGGAGACUCUCACAUCCCGCCAGAACCCAAGCUGUCAUCGCCCACCUCCCUCCAGCAAGGUUUCAACGGCCUGCACCUCUCAGCGGAGAGGAUCAUGGACACUAACCGGCUCAAACGCUCCUUCUCACUAGACAUUAAGUCUGUGUAUUCCCCCAACAGACCACACUGCCCCAGCAUGGCACCCACACAUUCUGAAGACAUCCCCAAGCUUUGCAAACUUGACAGCCCUGGAACGGGCAUGUCCAACGGUGUCUGCUCUCAGUCGCCCGUCCUUGACAGCCCCAGCUCAUCCGAUUCCCCUUUUCCCUCUCCGAUCAACGGGGACAGCGUAGGAGGUUUGGGUCUUGGUGGAACCGAAGGAGUGCAUCGAUCUGGUACUUCGUCAUCCAGAUCAAGAAGAAAAAACAAGCACAGCUGUGGAAGUUCCCCAGUCCACACCCGACCAAACCAACCUCCACAGUCCCUCAACUUGCUGCUGGACCACAAGAGUCCCAGUAUGGAGGAAAACCUGAAGGGCUCCCUGCUCCUCUCACUACCGUCCCUGCCCACUGUGGGGUCUGAAGCUAUGUGGACCAAACACAGAGACACUGUUCAGGCUACCACUCCAGUCACUCCAGUUACUCCAACCACAGAUGCUCCCUGGCAUUUUGGGGCAGAAGAAGGAGGUCCGGGGGAAAUGGAGCUGGGAGGAGGAGACGGAAGGGGAGCAGAGUCAUCAGGGAGGUUUGGGAGCAGCUCGGCCUACGUGGCAUUUGGGUGCAGUGAAGGCGUGAGGUUACGAGACAAAUCCCAAAGAGAGAAGCCUUCUGUGCUUCCAACACAGAGAGACCACUGGGACCCCACGCCUUCGUCAGCAGUGACCAUGUCCAGCAGCUCGAAUAGCAGUACGUCUUCGUCCGAUAAACAGUUCAAGCGGCGCAGCUGUCAGAUGGAGUUUGAGGAGAGCAUUUGUGAGACAAGGUCCAGAGAAGAACUGGGGAAGAUUGGGAAGCAGUCGAGCUUCUCUGGAAGCAUGGAGAUCAUUGAGGUGUCCUGACAGAUAAUGGACAUUAUUAGAACUGUCCCUCGGGGCAGACGUGGACCUGAUCAUAGGGAGAACUUAAAGAAGACAUAUUAGGUGGAGCAGCGGAAGUUUCUCCUUCCACUCCACUCAUGCAGUGUUAAAGACUCCAGCUGACAGAAGGACAAAUACAAGCUGAAAGUAAAUGUGAAAAGGUAGCAAAAUAGGAUUCACACCUGGACAGACAGAGCCUCAGGUGUGCUGCUUGGCUGACCCCACCACCUCUGAACACACAUUAGGAAAGGUCUGAGAAAAUAGGGGGCGACUGUUGGUACUGUAUCUUUUAAUAAACUCUGUCACAGAUUUAAAAAAAAAAAGAUCCCAGGCAGGAAAAUGCCACGUUGCAUCCUGAAUAUAUAAAUUUCCCAGAUUUUUGACAUAGUUUGGACACAACCUCUUUGCCUGUGGUUAAAUGUAAUGUGCUUCAGUGGGUGUAUAGCUUGUGAUUUUACUCCUCCCAGUGCUUCGUCACUCCUGUGUCAGAGAGCCUCAGAACCGUGCACGGCUACAUCCGUCCCUCUCCCUGCCCCAAAUGCUGCAGCAUAACAUCUCCAACAGCGGUGGUGCAGUCUCCUCCCGUCAUCACAGCACAAGACCGAGAGAUCCAAAGGACUUUUAACACAAACAUGGUACCAAAUCCAAACGAUGAAGGAUCCUCAGCAUUUAGUUGACAAAAGACUCAAAAACUGGUCGUAAUGGGCCGAGUCCCCCCCACCCCCACCCCAAGGCAGUGUGUAUUUGACUGCUCCAAGUGUUAACGGCAUGGACUUUUGGGAUCCUCCCACUGAACCCAUCCACCACCAGUGAGCAUGCACCUGAACGGCUGACUACAGACGGACAAAUACUAUAUAUACAACAUGAAUAUAUAUAGCAAAUUUACUGGACUUCUGUUCUGUUAUAGUUUUAAUUUAUUGUAUUGCUUCAUUCUGGUAAUGAGAAAUAAUAUAAUGUUUUGUGGAUUUAUUUCUUUGUUUUCCUUUUGUUGAAUUAUUAUUAUUAUUAUUAUUUGCUGUAUGGUAUUUAUAAACACACUCAUACAAAUACACACAUUUGACAAACCCAAGAAAGCAAUGUGCUGUUAUUUCUCUGGAGAGACUGGUGUAUGAUUUCUGCUUUUUGGUAAACAUUUACUCUUCUCACCCCGGAGACGUGAUUUCAUGAAGUUUUGUCUCUGUUUUGCGUUCUGAGGACAUGACAGAUGUCCCACUAAUGACAUGUAUGACAACAUGUUUUAAUUUCGAGGACUCAGGCAUUGACUAAAACAUUUUUACGUGUGCAGAGAGCAGAUAGCCACACACUCUCUGUUCACGAGGGCUCUCAUGACAACUUUAUGCAAACCAACACACUCUUUCACAGGUUUAGGAUAUUAAAACUCAGUGUAUUUACUCUGAGCCAGCAUCACAGGAUGACGUCCCACCAAAGCUGAAACUAGACACACACUUUGCCCUCACCCAUGAAGAAUAGGCCCUACACACACACCCUUUUUGUUCAUUCUCAGGGGAUCUUACAGUAAGCCAAGCCCAGCACAGGGUAUACACAGCUGCUGGUACUUCAGCAACGUGCAUGUCCAUCAAGCUUCUCGCACGCUCUCCAUGUCCCUUCUUGCUUUUAAUUUUUAAAUUUUCAAAGAUUUCAUCAAACCUGCAUUCCCCAACGGACAGAAAGAUCAGCAUCUUCAUUAUUUGAAGUGGAAACGUUGCUCUCCUGGUGCAAGAUGGUUAUUUAUUUAUAUUGUAAUUUGUCUUUAUUCUUCUUUGACCCUUUGUGAGCUCUCUGGCAUUUUCUGACCUUUGACCUUAUGCUGCUACAACUACAAAUUCAGUCCUUGAGAUUAAAAAAAAAUCUCCUUUUCUUAACUUCUGAUAUUUUUGAGAAACGUUGUGAUAAUUACUUAUGCUAUGUAAGAAGGAUAAACGCAGGCUGUCCCAUAUUAUUAUUAUUAUUAUUGUUAUUAUUAUUAUGUAAAUAGCUCAGCAUCUCGGAACACUGAUGAUUUUUUUCUAAAUGAAAUCCUGAUACCUUAGGCUGCUUGAUGCAAAAAUACCUCAGGUUCUAUUGAAAGGCUUUUCCUUCCCCUGUACAUGUUUUGUGAAAAUGAGACAAAAAAUACAGACGUGACAAAAUACAAA
This is a messenger RNA of Nothobranchius furzeri (turquoise killifish), 4662 nucleotides long. It is a transcript of the gene dusp8a, whose product is annotated as dual specificity phosphatase 8a. Gene Ontology annotation, molecular function: protein tyrosine/threonine phosphatase activity; MAP kinase tyrosine phosphatase activity; MAP kinase tyrosine/serine/threonine phosphatase activity. Lineage: Eukaryota; Metazoa; Chordata; Actinopteri; Cyprinodontiformes; Nothobranchiidae. The record is from RefSeq and is a predicted model, not a curated record. Gene Ontology annotation, biological process: negative regulation of MAPK cascade; protein dephosphorylation. Gene Ontology annotation, cellular component: cytoplasm.